Spinacia oleracea (spinach) is the source of this 1573-nucleotide messenger RNA. Its product is annotated as E3 ubiquitin-protein ligase BIG BROTHER. The transcript is spliced from 10 exons. Gene Ontology annotation, biological process: floral organ development; negative regulation of organ growth; protein ubiquitination. Lineage: Eukaryota; Viridiplantae; Streptophyta; Magnoliopsida; Caryophyllales; Amaranthaceae. The record is from RefSeq and is a predicted model, not a curated record. The coding region runs from base 583 to 1281 and encodes 232 amino acids. Gene Ontology annotation, molecular function: ubiquitin-protein transferase activity; ubiquitin conjugating enzyme binding.
GUUAUUUGCACUUCUGCCUCGUUGCCGCGUUCAUAGGCAUGGAAAUAUCUACAAUGUAAAUUCUAUAUCUUUUUCUGUCUUUGUCAAUUUGAGGUGAGGUGUGUAGUAAUUUGGAAAAUUUGUCGGAAUUCUUUGCUGAAAUGGCUUGAUUAGAGAAGAAAUUCAAAUUAGUAAGGACUAAUAUGUCUAUAAAUACACCAAACUUUUAACUAGGUUCUUUCCUCCUUUUUUUCACUUGCUCAUUAAUCUUUCUUUUUGAAAUCAUGUUUUAAUAUUGAUCAGAUUCUGAUUAGUUGUGAAGAAGGGAGAUCUUUAGACGGGUUUAUGCGGGUCCUUCAUUAAGAUUUAAAGUCACUAUUUGGUUUGAGGUGCUGAUACAUACUGUUCUGCCUCUGUUGAUGGUUUCAAUCCCAACUCAGUUUAUAGAACUGAGGUGCUUUCAAUUGUUGAUUAAAAGUGAAAUUUUCCUGGACUUCAGAUAAAAAGGUAACUUUGGGUUUGAGGAACGAUUCCCGAGGAAUUGAGAUUUUGUGGUGGAUAUUGUCAAAGCAGUGCUUUCUUUCGCAGGACUAAGCAUUAAGGAUGGGUAGCCAAGUGUGGGAGGACCAUCAUGUCCUACCCGAACUUCAAGAAAAUCUGGAAGAAUUGUUCCCUGGUCUUACUAUUGAAGAGGCUCUUCAACAUCAGGAAAGUCUUUACCAGUCACUAAAGAUUAGCUGUGUAAACCAAACACUCCAAACAGCAAGAUCUUCUGACAAUGAACCAAGCAGUAGCCAUGGACACUCAUGGGGAGAAUCAUCAUUUUCAGAGAGUUGUGACCAUGAUUUGGCUCUGGAUGAAGCUGUGGCUAGAUCUUUGCAAGAGUUAGACUCGGAAGACGAAGUUGAUCAUGUCGCCAUUUUAGAAUCACACCGGAGUAAUUCUAGGGACACUGAACAUGCUGCUGCUGGCACGUCUAUUUCGGAAACAUUUCAGGAUCCCGUUGAUCCAGAUCGGAUGACUUACGAGGAGCUGCAGUCCUUGGGGGAUGCAAUUGGCAGUGAGAAUCAAGGAUUAUCUAAGAGGGAGAUGUCCAUUUUGCCAUGUUACACAUACAGAACUGGUUUUUUCUCAAAGAAAAUCGAUAUAGGAGACUGCGUCAUAUGUUGCACGGCGUAUAGAAACCGGGAUUCUGUGACCACUCUGCCCUGUGCACACCAAUAUCAUAAAGAUUGUAUAGAGCCUUGGCUGGUGAAGAAAAGGAUUUGCCCGCUCUGCAAAAAGGAGGUGAAGUUGCAUUGAACUAGAACUAGCCAUGUACCGCGCUACAAGCCUACAACCAACCGCCAUUUUGUUGCAAGUUCUGUAAGAAAGCAACCCUAGCUAUGUAAAAUUUGGUUGCUUUUUUUUUCUUUUUCUUUUCUCUUCUUCCCUUAAUUGGUUUGUUUCAUUAAGGUGGAAUGUAGAAGUACUUUCAUAUCUGCAAUUAAAGAUUGAUGUGGUUGCAUCUAUGUGUAUGAAAACUCGAGUAAUACGAAGUACGGAGUAGUAUGUUUGAAGGUUGUUUGAGCUUCAAGCUCUGAUUUUUCUUUCA